GGAACCAAGGCAUUCCCUGUUGCAAUAGGACUUUUUGCUGUAUUCUUGCUUGCAUUUUCGAAAUACCGUUCCCCUUCCCCUCCUCGCAUCUGUGCCUAUUCUAUCACUGGAGGAAAACAAUUUCACUCAGUGGCUCCACCUCAUUCCCAUUCGACUGUAGAGAAAAGAGAGUGAGGGGGGAAAGUAGCUAUAUAUUCCUGCUGCAAGUCCAGAGACAAAAGCAUAUCUUCCAGCUGAGCAGAAGGGAGGAGUUAAUAGCUUUCUAGGCAGCUUGCGCACAAAAGGCACAAACCACUGGAAACUGGGAGAACUAUUGUCUCAUUGUGGAGAUGAAGAGGAAGGUGAAGAAGAAAAAGAGAGACAACAUCUGAGCAACAGGGAUACGUGUUUACAGAUUUCCUAAGUGACUGAUUGCUUCAGGAAUUGAACUACAUGUCUGUACCUGCAACAUAAUAUUAUCACACCCAUCCGUUGAUGAGAUACUGGUGUUGGUUAUCUUCUCUUUAAAAAAUGUAAUUCCGUUUGAUUUUUUUAAUUAAAUCGUGAAGUUAUCAAGCCAAGUACUGGACAGCUGAGUCUAUCUGGAGCAUCGAAAAGGAUAUUCUUUUUCACUUCCUGGAAUUGAUGACACCAGUUCAACCAGAAAACCCAUUAUGAUUUUCCAGGAAGCCACUGUAUGCAAAAUGAAAACCCUAAAGCUUGCCUAAGAAGACUGUAUUUUGGCUUGAACCUUACAGGUUGCCUUUGGACAGAGAUCAUGAUGUUAACUGCCCCCACAUCAGAAUUAAACAGCCUGGGGUCUCUACCUAACAAUGCCCAGGAAACCACUAUCCAGAACAAAACAGGAAGGAGGAAGAAGAGCAUGCUGAAACAGUCAUGGAUGGAGAUCACCAUAGCCUUCAUGAGGAGGACCAAGGUCCACGGGCUGAAGUUUGUCUUCUCCCCAGACAAGACCUUACCCCAGCGGGUCCUCUGGCUCCUGGCCUUCUUUGUGUGCAUGGGUCUCCUGUUCACCUGGUCCUGGAACCGCAUCCUCUACCUGAUGUCCUACCCGGCCGUCACCAAGAUCAAGAUGGUGUGGGCUCACAACAUGUCCUUCCCGGCUGUGACCUUCUGCAACCACAACCUGUUCCGGGUGUCCAGUCUGACCAAGGCUGACCUAUACCACAGCGGCUACUGGAUGGACCUGAUGCAUCAGAACCACACGGUCAUGGAGAGGAGCCUGGCUCUUCUGAGGGACAACCACAAGUACAGCCUCCUCAACCUGCUGGACUUCAAUGGCUACACCCCGUCUCCACAUUACCAUGUCAACACAACUGAGAUGAUUGGCAGGCUGGGCCACCAACUGGAGGACAUGUUGCUGGAAUGCAGGUUCCGGGGGGGGAACUGCACCCAUCAGAACUUCACCACUAUUUACACGCGGUACGGAAAAUGCUACACGUUCAACUCUGGUUUGGAUGGCAACCCGAUGUUGACAACGUUGAAAGGCGGGACAGGAAAUGGGCUGGAGAUCAUGUUAGAUAUCCAACAAGAUGAAUACUUACCUGUUUGGGGAGAGACAGAUGAGACCUCGUACGAAGCAGGCAUCAAGGUUCAGAUUCACAGCCAGGAUGAACCUCCCUUCAUUGACCAGCUGGGAUUUGGUGUGGCCCCUGGUUUUCAAACUUUUGUGUCAUGUCAGCAGCAACUGCUUCAGUACCUCCCUCCCCCAUGGGGAGACUGCAAGUCCACUCCCAUCGACUCUGAGUUCUUCUCCACGUACAGCAUCACAGCCUGCCGUAUCGACUGCGAGACACGCUACCUGGUGGAGAACUGUAACUGCAGGAUGGUCCACAUGCCUGGGACCUCAACAGUAUGCACACCGGAGCAGUACAAAGACUGUGCAGACCCAGCUUUAGACUUCUUGGUAGAGAAAGACAACGACUACUGUGUGUGUGAGACACCCUGCAGCAUGACACGCUAUGGCAAAGAGCUGUCCAUGGUGAAAAUACCCAGUAAAGCCUCUGCCAAAUAUCUGGCCAAGAAAUUCAACAAAACUGAACAGUACAUCGGAGAAAACUUACUAGUCCUGGACAUCUUCUUUGAGGCAUUGAAUUAUGAGAAGAUUGAACAGAAGAAGGCGUAUGAAAUUGCAGGGUUACUUGGUGACAUUGGUGGGCAGAUGGGUCUGUUCAUUGGAGCCAGUGUUUUAACGAUAUUGGAAAUAUUUGACUACUUAUAUGAGGUAUUUAAGGAUAAAGUUUUGGGUUACUUCAUGCGCAAGAAACGACCGCAGCGUUGUCCAAGCGACAAUCUGAGCACCUGUGACACCCUCCGGAGUCACUCGGACAGUCUCGGAUUCACGCCGAACAUGUUACCUCGUCACCCGACUCUAGGCAACUUUGAGGAGUUUGCUUGUUGACGACAUAAAGCAGGGUGGGGGUGAAGGGGGGGGGCACGUGGGAUAUUCGGGGUUUGACAGAAAACUGUGAAAUAACAUGUAUUAUUACAAACAUGGUUAGUGUAGAGUAGUAGGAUCUAGCGAUUGCCUGAUUAGAAAUAGAACACUAUCAUAAGAAUAAAAGCAUUUCCAAAGCAGAACUCAGGUGACGGACAUAUCAAGGCGUCGACGACACUAUUUAUUUGAUGUUCCAUUCAUGUUGUAUUCUAUUAAACAGGGUGACAUUAGUGUGUUUGAAUUGGUUUUAAUCAGCCUAGUAAUGUAUAAGACUAGUAAUGUAUAAGACUAGUAAUGUAGAUGGAGAGGACUUCAGAGUGGUCUCAGUUCAUGUCAACUUAUUUAAACCAUUGUAAUAUACUCAGCAAAAAUAUAAACGCAACAUGCAGCAAUUUCAAAGAUUUUCCUGAGUUACAGUUCAUAGGAAAUAUAUGAAUUAGGCCCUAAUCUAUGGAUAUCACAUGACUGGGAAUACAGAUAUGCACUUGUUGGGGUGUGGAUUAGGAAAUCCACACCCCAGUAUCUGGUGUGACCACCAUUUGCCUCAAGCAGCGCUAAACUUUUCCUUCGCGUAGAGUUGAUCAGGCUGUUGAUUGUGGCCUGUGGAAUGUUGUCCCAUUCCUCUUUAAUGGCUGUGUGAAGUUGGUGGGAACUGGAACGCGCUGUCGUACACGUUGAUCCCAAACAUCCCAAACAUACUCAAUGGGUAACAUGUCUGGUGAGUAUACAUGCCAUGGAUGAAAUGGGAAAUGUUCAGCUUCCAGGAACUGUGUACAGAUCCUUGCAACAUGGGGCCAUGCAUUACCAUGCUGAAACAUGACUUGAUGGCGGCGGAUGAAUGGCACGACAAUGGGCCUCAGGAUCUUGGCACUGUAUCUCUGUGCAUUCAAAUUGCCAUUGUGCUCGUUGUCCUUAUGCCUGCCCGUACCAUAACCUCCCCCCCCCCCUCACCACCACCAUGGGGCACUCUGCUCACAACGUCAUCAGAAAACAGCUCACCCACACAACGCCAUACACAUGGUCUGCGGUUGUGAGGCCGGUUGGAUGUACAGCCAAAUUCUCUAAAACGACGCUUAUGGUAGAGAAAUUAACAUUCAGUUCUCUGGCAACAGCUCUGGUGAACAUUCCAGCAGUCAGUAUGCCAAUUGCAUGCUGCCUCAAAACUUGAGACAUCUGUGGCAUUGUGUUGUGUGACAAAACUGCACAUUUUAGAGUGGCCUUUUAUUGUCCCCAGCAGAAGGUGCACCUGUGUAAUGAUCAUGCUGUUUAGUCAGAUAACUGAUAUGCUACACCUGUCAGGGGGAUGAUAUGCAGGGGGAUCUUGGCAAAAGAGAAACUAACAGGGAUAUAAACAAAUUUGUGCACACAAUUUGAGGGAAAUAAGCUUUUUGUGUGUAUGGAACAUUUAUUGGAUCUUUAAUUUCAGCUCAUGAAACUUGGGACCAACACUUUACAUGAUGCAUUCAUAUUUUUGUUCAGUGUAGCAGUCAGUUCUGGUGUGCUGAAUAUCAAAUUGAGAGGCUAGCCAUGGUUAGCAUGUGUAGCAUCAGCAUAGCCAGGUCCAUUCAUUAGUAGAAUCAAGAGGGGUUUUAAAGACAUAUUCAUGUUACCACUCUUUCAUUUAUAACUAAUUGAGAGUAAGAGAAUGCAGAUUUCAGUGAUGCCCACUCAACUAUGAUCACAAUGCUCAAAGGAGAACAGCAGACCUAACUUGAACCCCCCAGUAAUAGACAGUUCGCAGUAAUUAUGCUGCCUUCGUACUCAAAUGAUUCUGUUUAGAGAUUGAUCCUAUCACUGAUUUGAAACUAUAAACUAUCAAGUAAUGAAAGCCUCUCGCGUUAGGUCCCCGGAAGAUAAACUAUUGCAAGAUAAUUGUAUGCAAUUCUUUGUUUACAAGUGACAUAUUGGAAAGUAGAAAAAAAGUGUUUAUGUUUUCACAUUUGAAAAAUCACAACUUUUCCAUGAGAUUUGGGGAAAAUAGGAACAUGUCCCAUUGUUAUAUAUUGUGCUCCACAUGCUUUCUAUCUGCUUAUUGCUGAAAAAAUGUACAUCAAUGACAACAUUUUCUUCUGUCAUGGUUUCCCAUUUUCACUGGAAAUGGACACUCUUCACAGGAGUCUGCUGUAACUCAGCCCCCCUCUUAAUCACCACUUUCAAUAGAAUAGACAAACAAGCAAGAUGAUCCACCAAACUUAAAGUUAGUUUAUGUGGGUGUUGUUCAAAUGGUUUUGUUCCAUGACCAUGGCUUUUAACUGCUACAAAAACACUCAUUAGCACAAGUCCCCUGUGAUCGUAAACUAUUCCCUAUUGGAAACUAGUGGAGUACAAACAUUGUCAAGGUGGUGUUCUAAAUAUUGAUUGAAAUGUGUAAAUACCAGAUCAAAAUGCCAUUAAGAAAUUCAAUCUCGCUCAUAUGUUGAUAUGUUUACAGUAUGUAAAAAAAAAAGUUUAAAAAAGGCAAAUAAAUGUAUCCAUUACUGCUGUUGCACCAUAAGGGAAUUGGAGGACAAGGGAGCUGCAGACUUGCCAUACGAGCACACAAUGGCCUACCCCAAGAGUCCAUUAGUUUGUGUUGUUAUCCAAGUGGACCUCAAGUGUCUUCCAGCUUCUAUUUCAUUUUAGGACCGGACACAGAGUAGAAAUUGUUAGAUGCCAGAGGCAGUUUAAUACAGUGCUUCAAAAACAUACAUGUCCCAGGUUCCCUACUUUAUUCAGUUCAGGUGGUUUAAAACACUGAAAUGCAUUGUAUAAUUGCAUUGUUAUAUACUAUUGUUAUUGGAAUUCCAGUACAUGUAAUAAGACUAACUUAACAGUCAGUUUGUGAUGUGUAAAUUAUCAAAUAUAAUAAACUAUAUAUUUAACCAUCUUCCUAUGUACAUAC
Messenger RNA from Oncorhynchus keta (chum salmon), 5318 nucleotides. RefSeq names its product acid-sensing (proton-gated) ion channel 1c (gene asic1c). NCBI's taxonomy places the organism in Eukaryota, Metazoa, Chordata, Actinopteri, Salmoniformes, Salmonidae. The transcript is spliced from 10 exons. Gene Ontology annotation, biological process: sodium ion transmembrane transport. The coding region runs from base 677 to 2401 and encodes 574 amino acids. Gene Ontology annotation, cellular component: membrane. The record is from RefSeq and is a predicted model, not a curated record.